This is a messenger RNA of Arabidopsis thaliana (thale cress), 1512 nucleotides long. RefSeq names its product zinc finger (C3HC4-type RING finger) family protein. Gene Ontology annotation, molecular function: catalytic activity; ubiquitin-protein transferase activity; nucleic acid binding. The record is from RefSeq and is marked reviewed. NCBI's taxonomy places the organism in Eukaryota, Viridiplantae, Streptophyta, Magnoliopsida, Brassicales, Brassicaceae. Bases 1 to 1512 code for a protein of 503 amino acids. The transcript is spliced from 6 exons. Gene Ontology annotation, biological process: protein ubiquitination.
AUGUAUGACCUAAAACCCUCACCGUUCCACAUGAAUAGGCUUUACUUCAAGGGUUUUGUGAGCGAGGAAACUAAGGGCUUUGGGGUUGCUAUUUGCGACCAAGAGGAUAAGCUACUGUAUCAUAUCAAGGGUUCACGUCAUCAUGACUCUGCCAUAACAGUUUUGGAGGCUGAGCUUACCGCAUUGAAGCGAGGACUAAUCGAAGCUGUGGGUUUGGGGAUCAACCAUAUCUCAUUCUACUGCGAUCAUGAUCAGAUUUUCGAAUUGGUCAUGGGGAUAUCGGUCCCAGAGCAAGAUAACAUUGCUUUGCUUAUGGAUGAUGUGCAACGUAUUAGAAAACAAUUUACUUCUAGCAUCCCUGUUUUGAUGACUAGAAAUCAAGCUAAGUUUGCUUAUAAGCUUGCAAUGGAAACAAUAGUUUCUGAAAUUAGCAUAGAUAUGGCGCCUUCUCAGAGGAAGACUUGCGGUAUCUGUUUCAAUGAUGAUUUCAAAGCUGAGCAUAUGUUUUCUGUUGAUUUAUGUGGCCAUCAAUUCUGUGUGGAGUGCAUGACACAAUAUAUAAAAGUGAGGCUACUCGAGGAAAGUGAGAUGAGAUGCCCUCAUUAUCAAUGCGAGUCCAAGUUAACUGUUGUACGAUGUGCCAAUCUUUUGACUCCGGAACUAAGAGAGAUGUGGGAACAUAGGAGCCAAAAGGAAUCCGUUGUUGUGGCAGACAAAGCUUAUUGCCAAAUCGAAUGUGCUUGGCUUUUAUGUCAAAUGGAGUUCAGAGAUGGUGCUUUAGAUGUAGUAAGUCUUAUUGCAUCAGCUGCAAAGUUCCGUGGCAUAACAACUUGUCGUGCGAGCAAUACAAGAGAUGCGGAUAUAAGUUUUGCUACACAUGUGGAGAUGAAUGGAAGCAAGGAAGUUGCCUUCAUCAGCGAAAGGAGAUGCUUGUGGAGUAUGGCUUUACUUCAAGGGUUUAGUGAGCGGGGAACAACGGGAUUUGCGGUUGCAAUUUGUGACCAAGAGAAUAAGCUACUGUAUCAUACCAAGGGUUCACUUCAUCAUGACUCCACCAUUACAAUUUUGGAGGCUGAGCUUACGUCCUUAAAACAAGGACUAACCGAAGCUGUGAGAUUGGGGAUAACUUAUAUCAAAAUUUACUGCGAUCAUACUAAACUUUUCGAUUUGGUCAUGGGGACAUCCGCGCUUGAGGAUAACAUUGCCUUGCUAAUGGAUGAUGUGCAUCGCAUCCGAAAACAAUUGAAGUCUAGCAAUCCUAUUCUGGAGACUAGAACUCAAAUUAGUAUGCUUAUAAACUUGCAAUGGAAACCAACUGAGCUUAAUGGAGUCAUCAAGCGCGCCCCGAGCCGGUACAUACCGUUUGCCCCGAAGCCACCUCUCAAACGACCACCGAGCCGUGAAAAACACGCGAGGCAAAGACUUGUAAAAACCAUUCAUUCUCCAAGGAUCAUUUCCGGUAAAAUAGGAUCUUUUAUGGGACUUUCGGAAAUGAUAAAGGAGAAUCUUUGA